Molecule: messenger RNA, 1010 nt
Organism: Xyrauchen texanus (razorback sucker)
Lineage: Eukaryota; Metazoa; Chordata; Actinopteri; Cypriniformes; Catostomidae
Gene: ifnphi1
Product: interferon phi 1
Exons: 5
Coding region: 1-504 (167 amino acids)
Biological process (GO): defense response; response to exogenous dsRNA
Cellular component (GO): extracellular region
Molecular function (GO): cytokine receptor binding
Source: RefSeq, a predicted model, not a curated record
AUGUGUGCAAUGAUGAAACAAUCCCAAAUGUGGACGUACAUGUUUGUUAUAUUUUUUACUCUGCAGAGUCAAUGCAAUGCCUGCGAGUGGCUCGGCCGGUACAAGAUGAUAAGCUCGGAGUCUCUGACCCUGCUUUCCCAAAUGGGUGCAGAACAUCCUGUAGGAAAUGUGCGAUUUCCCGGGGCCCUGUACAAAUUGAUUGGCAAGGCUAAGGUGGAAGACCAGGUGAGGUUUCUUGCCUUGACCUUUGGCCAUAUCAUCCACCUCAUGGAUGACAGAGAGCACAUGAAUUCAGUGAAAUGGAACCACAAGACCAUUGAUAAUUUUCUAAAUGUCCUGCACAGGCAGUCAUCUGAACUAAAAGAAUGUGUGUCUCAAUACCAUAAAUCAUCACACAAAGAGUCUUACGAGAUAAGAAUAAACAGGCACUUCAGGGAUUUAAUGAAAAUUCUAAAGAAAAGGAAUACAGUGCUCAGGGAUGGGAACAGAUCCGGAGAGCUGUGAGAAGUCACCUUAAUAGGAUGGACAUCAUUGCAAGCCAUUUAAAGACCCUGCUGAGAUAUUAAAAGACAGAACUGGCGACAGGAGGAAAGAACCGCUUGACUUUGUGACAAACAAAAACUUGAUGGUGUUUAUAUAAUGAUCUCACUUUUGUAUUUAAUUUCAAUGAAUGUAGCACUAAUUUGUGCAGAAUUGUAACAAAGUUUACCUUAUGUGUUCUUUAUGAAAACUUGAAAAAAUCAGAUCUGGUUAUAUUUCUCACACAUAUCUGACCAAUUAACAAACUGAAACCUAUUUAUUUUGCGUUUUGAUGAGUGUUGUUCUUUGUGCAACACUCAGAUGAAGUUAUUAUCUUGUUCACUUCUUUUUGAAGAAAAAGCGCUGCACUUUGGAUAAAGUAUUCAUUCAGUUUCAUCCAGUCAGCAAUUCAGCAAAAUAUAUGAUUAUCAGGUAUUUUAGAUAUUUUAUUUAGGUCCACAUAUUUAUUAUUUUUUAUUGAUCUGUGUUAU